ACACGUUUUACAACGUCGGCUUUAGCUGAUGUAUAGACACCUUUGAGUUAACUAUGAGACUAGUAUUUGACCCCAUCUGGGAUGCCACCUGCUCCUCAGGGUGCUGCUGCUGUUGUCAAAGCCCAGACAGCUGAGUAUCACGUGACAUGACGUGUAAGCAGCAUGGCGGCGCUGAGCUGAGGUAGCGACUUGACUGGAGUGACACAAGCCUGGCUUUCGUUAGCUUUCCGUCACCUGCUUACUCGCAGGGCCAGGCCGAAAUGACGGCCUGAGAGAGAAGCGGUAACGAGACCGAGAGAUGCAGCAACAACAACAACACCGGCCACAACAGCAGCUUCAGCUUCAGCAGCAGCAGCAUUCGAAGGCAGAAAACAGUAAAACCAAGAGCAUGUUUCUGUCUCGGGCGCUGGAGAAAAUCCUCUCGGAUAAGGAGGUGAAGAGGAGCCAGAACAGCCAGCUGCGCAAAGCCUGUCAAGUGGCGCUUGAUGAAAUCAAGGCAGAGCUUGAAAAACAAAAGGAUGGUUCAGUGGUCCCACCCAGAGCCAACUACAUCGAGGCCGACAAAUAUGUGCUGCCCUUCGAGUUGGCCUGUCAGUCAAAGUCCCCCCGGAUAGUUAGCACCUCUUUGGACUGUCUGCAGAAGCUGAUCGCGUACGGCCACAUCACAGGCAACGCCCCGGACAGCAGAACCCCUGGCAAGAGGCUCAUCGACCGGCUGAUGGAAACCGUCUGCAACUGCUUCCAGGGCCCGCAGACCGACGAGGGAGUCCAGCUACAGAUCAUUAAGGCCCUGCUGACGGCGGUGACCUCCCCGCACAUAGAGAUCCACGAGGGCACGGUGCUCCUUACCGUCAGAACCUGCUACAAUAUCUACCUGGCCAGCCGCAACCUCAUCAACCAGACCACCGCUAAGGCCACCCUCACACAGAUGCUCAACGUUAUCUUCACACGCAUGGAAAACCAGGCCGCUCUGGAGGCUCAGGAGCAGGAGAAGGACCGGCUUCGUCUGCCCCAGCAGAACCCGUCCCCAGUCCCUGGUAAUCGGAGGUCCAGCUCCCCCCGGUCUGACCGGACACCUACUCCGGAGCUCCAGCACUCCCUAUCCCCGGCAGCCAGUUCUCCAGACCUCGCUGCCACCAACCCCACCAGCUCCACGCCCCCACCGCCAGCCCCCGACCUGGACCAGGACCAAGCGUCAGACACACCAUCAAUCAAUGGAGAACCUGAGGGCGGCAACGCUCCGAUUAAUGGAGGAGCAGAACAGAUCGCACCAUCCGGAAAUUCAGUUUUUGCAGAUCAAGCUGGAGAGACACCUCCUACAGCAGCUGAGCCAGCUGAGGAAGGGGACAAACCGGAGAGCAGUCCAAAUCCAGCAGAGUCAGCAGCGCCGGAAGGAGAGGAGGGAGAGCAACAGCCAACACAGAUACACAGCGGAGAUGAGCACCCAGCCCACCCUGUCGAUGAGCAGACAGAAGUGGCUCCCCCCGGAGUCAGAACAGAGGGUCAGCAUAUGAACGGCAUCAUUGAGGACCGCUCUUCUGUUUCCUCCACAGAUAUGCUGGAUGCUGAGGCCCUGCAGGGACCCCACGGCGCCGCUCGAUUCUCCCACAUCCUGCAGAAAGACGCCUUUCUAGUGUUCCGCUCUCUGUGCAAACUCUCCAUGAAGCCUCUGGCUGAAGGACCUCCAGACCCAAAGUCCCAUGAGUUGCGGUCCAAGAUUGUCUCCCUGCAGCUGCUGCUGUCUGUGCUGCAGGGCGCCGGGCCGGUGUUCCGCACACACGAGAUGUUUGUCAACGCCAUCAAACAGUAUCUGUGCGUGGCGCUGUCCAAAAAUGGCGUCUCCUCUGUGCCUGAGGUCUUUGAACUCUCUCUGGCUAUCUUCCUCACCUUGCUCUCCCACUUCAAGGUCCACCUGAAGAUGCAGAUUGAGGUGUUUUUCCGGGAGAUCUUUCUGACCAUCCUGGAGACAUCGACCAGCUCCUUUGAGCACAAGUGGAUGGUUAUCCAGACACUAACACGCAUCUGUGCAGACGCCCAGUGUGUGGUUGACAUCUACGUGAACUAUGACUGUGACUUGAAUGCAGCCAACAUCUUUGAGCGCCUUGUGAACGACCUGUCUAAGAUCGCUCAGGGCAGGAGUGGUCAGGAGCUUGGGAUGACUCCUCUGCAGGAGCUGAGCCUACGUAAAAAGGGUUUGGAGUGCCUGGUGUCCAUCCUCAAAUGUAUGGUGGAGUGGAGCAAAGACAUGUAUGUCAAUCCAAACCUUCAAGCUAACCUUGGGCAGGAGCAUCCAUCCGAUAGUGAGGGAGGAGAGCUGAAGCUCCCAGAUCCACUGGCAGGACGUCGAGACAGCAUCAGUUCGCUAGACUCCACCGUCUCCUCCAUCGCCGCGGUUUCCCAGGCAGACCACCCGGAGCAGUACGAGGUUAUCAAACAGCAGAAGGACAUCAUCGAGCACGGCAUCGAACUUUUCAACAAGAAGCCGAAGCGAGGUAUCCAGUACCUGCAGGACCAGGGCAUGCUGGGUUCCACAGCCGAGGACAUCGCCCAGUUCCUACACCAGGAGGACCGACUGGACACUACCCAGGUGGGAGAGUUCGUGGGCGAGAACAUCAAGUUCAACAAAGAAGUGAUGUACUGUUAUGUGGACCAGUUGGACUUUUGCGGGCGGGACUUUGUCUCGGCACUCCGAGCGUUCCUGGAAGGCUUCAGGCUGCCUGGUGAGGCCCAGAAGAUUGACAGGCUGAUGGAGAAGUUUGCUGCUCGAUACUUGGAGUGCAACCAGGGCCAGACUCUGUUUGCCAGUGCAGAUACUGCCUACGUGCUGGCAUACUCCAUCAUUAUGCUCACCACAGACCUGCACAGUCCUCAGGUGAAGAACAAGAUGACAAAGGAGCAGUACAUCAAGAUGAAUCGCGGUAUUAACGACAGUAAGGACCUCCCUGAAGAGUAUCUAUCUUCCAUUUACGAUGAGAUCGCAGGCAAGAAGAUUGCCAUGAAGGAGAGCAAAGAGUACUCAAUCACCCCAAAGUCCACCAAGCAGAGCCUUUUUUUUUCCCCCCGGGGCCCCCCCAAAAACAACGCGCGUCUGCUGUACAACAUGGAGAUGGAGCAGAUGGCGAAGACCGCUAAAGCUCUGAUGGAGGCUGUCAGCCACGCUCAGGCUCCCUUCUUCAGCGCUACACACCUGGAGCAUGUCAGGCCCAUGUUCAAGCUGGCGUGGACCCCCUUGCUGGCAGCGUUCAGCGUGGGACUGCAGGACUGUGACGACCCAGAGGUGGCUUCACUGUGUCUGGAGGGCAUUCGAUGUGCCAUCAGGAUCGCCUGCAUCUUCAGCAUGCAGUUGGAGCGAGACGCAUACGUCCAAGCCUUGGCCAGAUUCACCCUGCUGACGGCCAGUUCCAGCAUCACAGAGAUGAAGCAGAAGAACAUUGACACCAUCAAGACCCUGAUCACUGUAGCCCACACGGACGGAAACUACCUGGGCAACUCCUGGCAUGAGAUCUUGAGGUGCAUCAGUCAGCUGGAGCUCGCCCAGUUGAUCGGCACAGGGGUAAAGACGCGCUACAUCUCAGGGGUGGUCCGGGACAAGGAGGCUGGCAUCAAGGGCUUACCCUCUGGCACAGAGGAGUUCAUGCCCCUGGGUCUGGGUAACCUGGUGGGAAGUCAGGACAAGAGACAGAUGGCUCACAUCCAGGAGUCAGUAGGAGAGACCAGCUCUCAGAGUGUGGUGGUAGCUGUGGACAGGAUCUUCACUGGUUCAACCAGACUAGAUGGAAAUGCAAUUGUGGACUUUGUGCGGUGGCUGUGCGCGGUGUCCAUGGAUGAGCUGGCCUCAGCACACCAGGCGAGGAUGUUCAGCUUGCAAAAGAUUGUGGAAAUCUCCUACUAUAACAUGAACCGCAUCAGGCUGCAGUGGUCUCGAAUUUGGCAGGUCAUAGGAGACCACUUCAACAAGGUGGGCUGUAACCCCAAUGAGGAUGUAGCCAUCUUUGCUGUGGACUCACUGAGGCAGCUCUCCAUGAAGUUCUUGGAGAAAGGAGAGCUGGCCAACUUCCGCUUCCAGAAAGACUUCCUUAGACCUUUUGAGCACAUCAUGAAGAAGAACAGGUCCCCCACAAUAAGAGACAUGGUGAUCAGGUGUGUGGCUCAGAUGGUGAACUCCCAGGCGGCCAACAUCCGUUCAGGUUGGAAGAACAUCUUCUCAGUGUUUCACCAGGCAGCCUCUGACCACGAUGAGACCAUAGUGGAGCUCGCCUUCCAGACCACUGGGCACAUUGUCAUGAGCACCUUCCAGCAGCACUUUGCAGCUGCUAUUGAUUCGUUCCAAGAUGCAGUGAAGUGCCUGUCUGAGUUUGUGUGCAACGCAGCUUUUCCUGACACUAGCAUGGAGGCUAUCCGACUCAUACGCCACUGUGCUAAAUACGUCUCAGAAAGGCCACAGGCCCUGAGGGAAUACACCAGCGAUGACAUGAAUGUUGCCCCCGGUGAUCGGGUGUGGGUUCGCGGCUGGUUUCCCAUUCUGUUUGAGCUCUCCUGUAUCAUCAACCGCUGCAAGCUAGAUGUCCGGACCAGAGGUCUCACGGUCAUGUUUGAGAUCAUGAAGAGCUACGGUCAAACCUUCGAGAAGCAUUGGUGGCACGACCUCUUCAGGAUCGUCUUCCGCAUCUUUGACAACAUGAAGCUCCCCGAGCAGCAGACAGAGAAACACGAGUGGAUGACGACAACAUGUAACCAUGCUCUGUAUGCCAUCUGUGACGUGUUCACCCAGUUUUAUCAGCCUCUCAGCGAAAUCCUGCUGGUUGACAUUUUCACACAGCUACAGUGGUGUGUCAGGCAAGACAACGAGCAGCUGGCUCGGUCGGGGACUAACUGUCUGGAGAACCUGGUGAUUCUGAAUGGGGAGAAGUUCAGCCCCGAGGUCUGGAACAUCACCUGCUCCUGUAUGCUGGAAAUCUUCCAAAACACCAGCCCUCACGCUUUGUUGACUUGGCGACCAGCUGGACAGGAAGAGGAAACCACAGAUGGAAAACAUUUUGACGCAGAUUUUGACAACCUGUCCCAGAGCAGCUACGACAGAGCUAUGUCUGAGAGAGGACACAGCCAGAUGUCCAGCGACGACACCUGGAAGGGCAAGUCCAAUGCUAGAGUUUCAGACCAGAAGCUGUUUGCAGGGCUGCUGAUUAAAUGCGUGGUACAGCUUGAACUAAUCCAGACCAUAGACAACAUUGUCUUUUACCCAUCCACCAGCAAGAAGGAGGAUGCUGAGAACAUGGCUGCUGCACAGCGAGAUGCUCUGGAAGAGUCGGGGGCUGAGGCAGGCGAGGCGGGUUCAGAUCAAGGUAUGUACAGACACAUGACCUCUGCACACCUCUUCAAGCUGCUGGACUGUCUGCUGGAGUCGCACACCUUCGCCAAGGACUUCAACUCCAACAAUGAACAGAGGACAGCACUCUGGAGGGCAGGCUUUAAAGGGAAGUCCAAGCCCAACUUGUUGAAGCAGGAGACCAGCAGUCUUGCCUGCAGCCUGAGAAUCUUGUUCAGGAUGUACUCUGACCUUCAGCUGCAGGACUCAUGGCCUGACAUCCAGACGCGCCUGCUGCUGGUGUGUAGUGAAGCUCUGGCCUACUUCAUCAGUCUGACCUCAGAGAGCCACAGAGAGGCCUGGAACAGCCUGCUGAUGCUGCUGCUCACCAGGACGCUACGGCUGCCCGAUGACAAGUUCAAGCCCCAUUCUUCCUGCUACUACCCCCACCUGUGUGAAAUGAUGCAGUUUGACCUGAUCCCCGAACUGCGGGCCAUCCUCAGGCGCUUCUUCCUGCGCAUCGGCUCCGUCUUCCACAUCGCUGCCCCCGAGGGGAUGCCUGUCCGAACUGCCACGUCCUAGAACGAGUGGGUGCACGAGUUCGGGUGAAGAAAUGGAGAUGAUGGGCGGACGUUGUUGAGUUGAUCACAGGUGGACAAAUAAGAGACUCUCCCCCCACCCCCCACCCCCCACCUCUUUUGGACUGAGAGAGACUACAGAGGAACUGCAAUGUCAGGAGGAAGACAACAAGGAGACUGUAGCUUUUCCGUCUCAGUUCAAGAGUCUGUAUUAAAGUGUUGAGCUUUUCUACUGCACUCAGCUUGUAGAAAAGUCUUUACCCUGUCCUUCCUCUCUUCUUUCUCUCGGGGAUGAACAGCACUGUGACCAGCACACUCUGCUGACUGUUGUCAUUCAUCAUCCCCCUGACUCUCAUCUCAAACUGUAAUGACAAGAAAAGAACUGUAAACGAAUAAUUUAUUGAUAUUGUAUCUGAUUUUGAUGGUUUGGUUUUCUGGUUUUUAAUACUUAACAAAAGAAGUAUGUCUACAUACUGAAAGCAAAUGAACAAUACCAUUGAAUUCGAUGAACCUUACAUUUGCGGAUUUUGCGAAAAUCUCUUGGCCAACUGUGCCUGUUAGAAAACAAUGACACCUUCGGUCUCACACUUAUUUUGUUGAGUUUGGGGAUCUAAUCAAAAUAUGUUGUAAUAUCUGAACCCUCACGUGUCGAUGUCCAUCCCAAAGCAUUGUUUGUCACUUGAAUGUUUAUGUUCCCUCCUACGUCUGUGUUAUUUGGUAGCGGGCUGUUGCCGUUGGUAAAGAGAACUCCCCGCUGCAGGUGAAAACAAUCUGCAUCUCUUACAACACUAUCGAAGAUCUAAUGCGGCUCGGUUUGAGAAGUCUCUGCUCUCUGUGACACAGCCGUUCUGUCAUCUUUAGAAUUCCUGGUCCGUGAGAUUUAACUUAUUUAUUUUGCCCACUCGCUUUAAUUUUUUUUUAUGAUUAUUUUUUCAAAGUGAUUGCUGGUUUACAAUGAAAGGUUGGUUUAAAGACUACUUCCCUCUGUCAUGCAUUCCUUUGUGCGUUGACCCAGUAAGCCUUACACUAAAGGACUUAAAACGGAGUCAAUUCCUCCUGGCUGUAGAAUUACAGCUGGCUUUAAAAACCCUCCACUAAUCCAUCAAUUGGCCCUAAAGGGUGACAGUGGUUGUCCAUUUCCCACCCUCUUUUGCACAUCUGUUGCCGACAGUUAGCUCAUGUAUUAACACCACCCAGUGUUUCAGCUUGCUCUGGAUGGUUGGGACGCCCAUCAGUGUUGUGUCACAUUCAACAGCAGAGAAACCACAUAACGGUUCAGGAACGGAGCGAGACCAAAACUCUUAUCUACAGAGAUACUGGAAUCUCUGGAUCCUUUGCAGUCUAUUCCAUGCCUUUUUUUUUCUUUUCUUUUCUUUUUUAAAAGAAGGAUGUAUGUAAUUAUUUAAAGUGCAUUUAAAUAUUUUUGAGAAGCAUUCCUUCCCUCGCAACUAUGGAUGUCUACUUUUCUUCCCUGAAACUAGGGAAUAUAUAAAUAUAUAUAUAUAUAUAUAUAUACAGUAAAUGAAAAAAAGCAGACUGUAAAGUUUUCAAUGUAAGAUAUAGAAAUGAAAGUGCUAUAUGGUUCUAUACAUAAUAUUGUGAUGUAAUCUUCCAAACAUUUGGUGACCUAAUCAAUAAACCUGAAUUCUGAUCCACUA
This is a messenger RNA of Perca fluviatilis (European perch), 7541 nucleotides long. It is a transcript of the gene arfgef2, whose product is annotated as ADP-ribosylation factor guanine nucleotide-exchange factor 2 (brefeldin A-inhibited). The record is from RefSeq and is a predicted model, not a curated record. NCBI's taxonomy places the organism in Eukaryota, Metazoa, Chordata, Actinopteri, Perciformes, Percidae. The transcript has 39 exons. Gene Ontology annotation, molecular function: guanyl-nucleotide exchange factor activity. Gene Ontology annotation, biological process: regulation of ARF protein signal transduction. The coding region runs from base 299 to 5887 and encodes 1862 amino acids.